Molecule: messenger RNA, 1410 nt
Organism: Serendipita indica DSM 11827
Lineage: Eukaryota; Fungi; Basidiomycota; Agaricomycetes; Sebacinales; Serendipitaceae
Source: the annotation of a GenBank genome assembly
AUGGCUUUUCGACUUGUACCUGCACUUCUUUUUGCUGGCUCUGCUAUCGCCCAAUCUGUCGGGAUGUGGGGACAGUGUGGAGGUAUCAACUACAAUGGGUCCAAAAUUUGCGUUUCAGGAGCUGUGUGUACCUAUGUCAACGAUUGGUACAGUCAGUGCCUACCUGGGACGGCGACGUCCACUACAACACGAACCAGCAGUUCUACGACGCUAACACCGUCGAGCUCUAGCUCUAGCAUCCAGGCAACCACCACGACUCAGAGCUCUCAAACUUCAACGUCCCCCCAACCCUCUGGCUCUUGCACCCCCCUCUCCGGCAAUCCUACAUCGUCCACGAUUCCAAAACUCCCCGACCCAUUCCAACGAGCCUCUGGAUCUCGAGUCACAACCAAGGCUGAAUGGCAAUGCCGACGCGAGGAGAUCAGUCAACUCAUGCAGACGAACGAGCUUGGAACAAAACCUCCCAAGCCUUCCUCUGUCACCGGCUCUAUGAGCGGUAACACCUUGACUAUCAACGUUUCCGAGGCCGGCAAAUCCAUCUCGUUCUCCAUCAGCAUUUCCUACCCUUCCUCUGGCACCGCGCCCUACCCUGCCAUUAUUGCGUACGGCGCCAUGAGUAUCCCGACGCCCGCUGGCGUCGCUGUCAUCACCUUCAACAACGAUGAUAUUGCCGCCCAGCAAAAUAGCGGUAGUCGUGGCUCUGGCAAGUUUUACACCCUCUACGGGAGCAACCACAGUGCGGGUGCCCUCAUCGCCUGGGCGUGGGGGGUGAGCAGAAUUAUUGACGCCAUCGAGACCACUACCAACGUGCGUAUCAAUCCAGCAAAGAUUGGCGUCACUGGAUGCUCUCGAAACGGCAAAGGCGCCAUCGUCGCCGGUGCAUUUGAUACCCGCGUCGCGCUCACUAUUCCCCAAGAAUCUGGAUCUGGUGGCUCGGCGUGCUGGCGUCUCUCUGAUGCACAGAAAAGCAGCGGUCAGAAUGUUCAGACGGCGUCCCAGAUUAUCACAGAGAAUGUCUGGUUCUCCAAGUCGUUUGACCCCUUUGUCAACUCGGUCACUCGCCUGCCAUUCGACCACCAUCUGCUCGCUGGUAUGGUCGCGCCACGGGGACUACUGGUCAUUGAGAACACGUCCAUGGAGUGGCUGGGCAACAUGAGUUGCUUUGGCUGCAUGAAGGCAGGUCAAACGAUCUACCAAGCCCUCGGUGUGCAGUCAAAUAUGGGCUUUUCCCAAGUCGGGAACCACAACCACUGCUCGUUCCCGUCUUCUCAACAGACCGAGCUCACCGCGUUUGUCCAACGCUUCUUGUUCGACCAGUCGUCGGCCAACACUGCCAUCUUCAAGACGGACGGGAACCUCAACUUUGACCAAGCCGGGUGGAUGCCGUGGUCUGUUCCUACGCUCUCUUAG